Anopheles funestus (African malaria mosquito) is the source of this 3514-nucleotide messenger RNA. Its product is annotated as trypsin-7-like. Lineage: Eukaryota; Metazoa; Arthropoda; Insecta; Diptera; Culicidae. Gene Ontology annotation, molecular function: serine-type endopeptidase activity. The transcript has a single exon. The coding region runs from base 24 to 767 and encodes 247 amino acids. The record is from RefSeq and is a predicted model, not a curated record. Gene Ontology annotation, biological process: proteolysis.
CAUUUCUUGUGCUCUAGUUUAAGAUGAAGUUUACUUUAGUGUUUCUUGCGCUGAUCUGCAUCUAUUACUCACGGUCCGCUGAGGCUCAAGUGCGUCACAUCGGUGGAAGAGAUGUACCGGUUAUUCAGUACCCAUUCAUGGCAGCGAUUUCAUACGCAAACCAACACGUUGGAAAUGGUGCCAUCAUUAAUUCAAAGUGGAUUCUAACGUCCGCCAGUGCCGUCUUCUUUGUAGAGGAAGCACUGUACUACGUAAAGGUUGGUGCGGACAGCUUCACGAGCCAAGGCUUUUGGUACGAGGUGUUUCAUAUCUACAGACAUCCAGAGUUCGUCGGCUGGGACUACAAUAUCGCUCUGAUACACCUGAAAGGCAAUAUCAAGUACAGUCAGACUGUGAAGCCAAUCUCGCUACCCGUCACGGAUCCAGACUUUAUCAAUGCAAAGCUGCUUUCUUACGGCCAAAAUGAGCAUGGAACGCGGCAUCUUCGCGAGGCUGACUACACACUCACCGCAGAUGAUCGUUGCGUUAAUUUUCUAACCGAUAGUUCAGCCAGACAAAUGAUUAUAGAUCAACAGGGAUACUGUCUGUUCGGUACCGACCAGGGACAGUUUUACAGCGAUGCAGGAGCACCGGUGGUCGCGAAUGAACAACUGUACGGAUUGUUUGCGUUUGCCGAGCACCAUGGUGGCAUCAAUGACGGAUCCGUUGCGACUCGCGUUUUCAGAUUUGUUACAUGGAUUCAGCAAAAGAUAAUUGAAAAGGGUUAAGAGUGGUUGAGUUGCAUGUAAGGUAUUAGCGACAGUGUUUGGUUGCAAACAAAAAAAAGAAAUAUACUUUGACACUGAUAAGCAAAAAAGCAUGAAUGUUUGGGAUUUACACUUUUAUAUGACUCUUCCAUCGCAAUCAUUAUGCCGAACUGGAUAUUAAUCUCGGCCAGUGCCGUCUAUCCAUUCGCAGAGAGUUAAUACGACAUUGGCUCUGGUGCGACCGAUUUCUAUGUGUAAGAUAUUAAGAAAAAAAAGAAAAAAAAGGAAAGACAAAAAAACUACGCAACGUCCUAAAAGGAUUCCAGAAAUUCCAUAUUUCCAGUAUAUAAGGAGAUCAUCCUGCGUCCAAAAGUUAGUUGACAGCUUCAGUUCACCGAAUGGUCAUCUACGAGACCAGCCUUCACAAGAUAAGCCUUGGCUCAGUUCAAUAGCUUUUUUCAAAGCUACCUGUGUUUUCGAUCUGUUGGUCUGCCUGAAUUGCUGCUUAAGAGUGGAACGACAACACAUCUGGAACCGGUAGUUCCAGUCAGUGUGCGUGUGUACAGUUUAAAAUAAAUCGUGCUAAAAACGGACUACCCUGAGUAGCAUCCCUUUGAAUUCCGAAAUCCUGGGUACAAUAUUGCACUCUUCCCUAAGGUGAAAAACAUUUGGUCCUUCGAACCGGAUAGAAGUGAAUCGGCAGCGUGCUCAGUUUAACGAUGCUAUAGUGCAGUGUUAUAAACUCGAAGGCUUAGCUUUAUUACAGUGAUCAAAUUGAAUCGGCAUUAUUCGGCUUAGCGAUUCAAUCGUGAUAUAUCAUUCAGAUAAAAAGUGAUCGUGGACUUCCGUGUUUAUCCUUCAAGUGAGUGAAUUAUGAAAACUGUGCACAGUCCUGCAACGGUUUGUGAAGAAAAACUGGUGCCAAUGGAGACCGGAACCCGAUUUUGCUGGUUUCGGUUCGCCUCCUGUGGCAGAAGGAGAGAAGACUCGUCAACUUCGAGAUCAUCUGGAGAGGAAGUUGACGAGAUUAGAGCAGUCUGUGAAGGAAUCGAUGAUCUCAGAUACAUCGUUCCUAAAGGAUAAGCUGACAACCCUAGCAUCAGACUACGAAAAGUUGUACGUGCGAAGUUUGGAGUUUUCGCCGAAAAGCCAAUGGGAAAAGGAAGAGCUAGCUUACGCCGUAUUCGAGAGCAGACAGAGGUAUUCAACCUCGACAAAGACACAUACAUCAAGACGCUUUAAUUAAAGUGGAUGCCGUUGAGGGACAAACUUGGAUUCUGUGUGUUUAAUCCGGAGUAACUCCGGAGUGGAGUCCAAAUUACUCCAGACCCGGUAUCUAAAAAUAAUUCUAGUAUUAUUUUUAAGUAUUAUUUAAGUAUUAUUUUAGUAUAUAAAAAGGUUCUAUAUAGUUCCAUCUUCGAUCGUUGUGACACGUUUUUUUAAUGGAGCCAACGCCUUACCACGUACAAAUCUCUAUAUCAAUGUUGUUAGUGCAGACCUUUGACUUAUGAUAGGCAAUGAUUUUGAAUACUUUCCAAAGUGUUGUCUACGAUUUGUCACACAAAAUUAUCUUGUAGACAAAUUAAUUGCAAUCAAUUCAUGCACAGCCGAAUAAAUUGACUUUUGCUCUAAGAAUCAUUUGGUGGGACCAAUUCCAAAUUUUAUAGUAUGAAUUAUUACAACUCGAACAACCCCGUAAUAUAAGUUCGAAACUGAAUGCAGUUGAUGGGGUUUUGUAUUGAGCAACCCCUUCCCGAUUAUCAUCAGUUUCGUUCGGUAACGCAUGGCCAAACCGUACCCAACAACCGGUAGACCAGUUAUAAUUUGUUGCUGUUUCAGUUCAUCAACAGGCAAAUUAUUCUCGAACUUGCACAAUGCCUUUUAAAUUCCUACCUCGCCAUUUUUCCAUAAAAACCCCGCAAUCAUUUCUUGUGCUCUAGUUUAAGAUGAAGUUUACUUUCGUGUUUCUUGCGCUGAUCUGCAUCUAUUACUCAAGGUCCGCAGAGGCUCAAGUCCGUCACAUCGGUGGAAAAGAUGUACCGGUUAUUAAAUACCCAUUCAUGGCAGCGAUUGCAUACGCGAACCAACACGUUGGAAAUGGUGCCAUCAUUAAUUCAAAGUGGAUUCUAACGUCCGCCAGUGCCGUCUUCUUUGUAGAGGAAGCACUGUACUACGUAAAGGUUGGUGCGGACAGCUUCACGAGCCCAGGCUUUUGGUACGAGGUGUUUCAUAUCUACAGACAUCCAGAGUUCGUCGGCUGGGACUACAAUAUCGCUCUGAUACAGCUGAAAGACAAUGUCAGAUACACUGAGACUGUGAAGCCAAUCGCGCUACCCGGUGACGAUCCAGAAUUCUUCACUGGAAAGUUGCUUUCUUACGGCCAAAAUGAGCAUGGAACGCGGCAUCUUCGCGAGGCUGACUACACAAUCGUCGCUGAUGAUCGUUGCGUUAAUUUUCUAACCGAUAGUUCAGCCAGACAAAUGAUUAUAGAUAAACAGGGAUACUGUCUGUUCGGUCACGACCAGGGACAGUUUUACAGCGAUGCAGGAGCACCGGUGGUCGCGAAUGAUCAACUGUACGGAUUGUUUGCGUUUGCCGAGCACCAUGGUGGCGUUAAUGAUGGAUCCGUUGCGACACGCGUAUUCAAGUUUACGACAUGGAUUCAGGAAAAGAUGACGCAAAUAGGUUAAGUUUGUUUGAGUCGCUUGUAAGGUAUUAGCGACAGUGUUUGGAUGCAAUAAAGAACGCACAAAUGUUUAGGAUUUACA